Messenger RNA from Saccharomycodes ludwigii, 4422 nucleotides. It is a transcript of the gene RTC1, whose product is annotated as Rtc1p. The record is from RefSeq and is a predicted model, not a curated record. Gene Ontology annotation, biological process: positive regulation of TOR signaling. Gene Ontology annotation, molecular function: protein binding. The coding region runs from base 1 to 4422 and encodes 1473 amino acids. The transcript has a single exon. NCBI's taxonomy places the organism in Eukaryota, Fungi, Ascomycota, Saccharomycetes, Saccharomycodales, Saccharomycodaceae.
AUGUCUUUACCCAUUGGUUCAACUUCUUCCCCGCGUAAUAAUGAUAUUAGACAAGUAUCUAUGUCAUCUCACAAAUUAGCAUACAAUCAAAGAUACAUGACACAGCAUAAUAAAGAAUAUCCAUUGUAUACAUCAUUAUCAGGAAGUUCUUUAAAAAGUAAUUUCAACAACAAAACUACUUAUAGACCAUCAUCUUCUUCUUUUACAAAUAAACCCGCCAAUUUACAACCCUCGGGUUUAAAAUAUAUGUUUCGCACUGGAAAAGAGCUGUCUAGUAUUGAUAAAAUAAACGAUCCAAGCAUUAACACGUUGGUGGUUGCAGGGAAAAACCAUUUAGGGUUAUACAGAUUUGACAAUAGCAACAGUAACAAUGAUGGCAAUGAUUACGGCGGUUUUAAAAUUCAUAAAGUUAAAGAUUUGUUAAACAACGCUUCCCCUUCUACUUCUUACCCUAUCAAAAAACCUUCCUUAGUUCAGAAAAAAUCAAAUAAGAUAUUGAUUAGUACAAUAUCUGAUGUUAAAGCCGGAUUUGGAAACUAUUCAAAUUACGUAGCAAUCUCAGGAACAUCAACAACUGUUUCUCUUUAUGACAUUAAAAGAUCAGAUGUGGGACCUAUUGCCUCCUUGAAUGAACAUACACGGUCUAUUAAUAGUGUUGAUUUCCAUAUGGGAAUCGAACAAAAUAAUCUGUUUUUAAGUGGCGGACAAGAUGGGUGUGUUAAAAUUUGGGAUUUAAGAAAGGUUUCACUUAAUAGUAACACGGGCAUAAGUAGCAGUCGAAAAUCAGAUAUAAAUAUACAGACAUAUUCGGAAUCUAUCAGAGAUGUGAAAUGGGCACCCAUUUGGGGAAACAAUGCUUUUUCAACUUCGCCAUUACCCUUUGUUUCUCCACAAUCUAUUGUUGGAUCAACUCCUGCCACCACAUCAGUGAAUAUGAAUAACACAAAUAAUAUGAUUACUGGGGCCUUGGAUCCCACAAGCAGCGCAUUACACAACAGAACCAACCAUCAAAACCUAAAUCAUGUCAGUAACAAUAGCAAUGGUUACACUUUUGCCUCUAUUCAUGACUCCGGUUUAUUGUUAAAAUAUGACAUAAGAUAUCCAUCGCAACCAGAGAAAAAAAUCAAUGCUCAUUCGGGUCCUGGUUUAUGUAUGCACUGGCAUCCAAAUUCUGAUUUUAUUAUCACGGGGGGUAGGGAUGGGAAAUUGUGUUUGUGGUACGUGGGGGAUGGUGGGAAUACACAUUUUUCGUUCCCGGAUCAAGUGGUGAAUGUUGGAGUUCCAAUCCUCAAGUUGAAAUUUCAACCGGUUUAUGUAAGUUCGCAUAACGUUAUAGAUUCUCUAUUUGCAACCAGUUCUAUGGGCGAAGACUCUAAUGUAUCAACUUUUUCUUUGGCCAGAAAGUAUAUUCCUAGAAAUGUGUUAUCCUCAAAUGCCACUUCGUUAGGGUUUGUCUGGUGGGAUGAAAACACAAUUUUUAAUAUUGACAAACGGAACAAUAUCAAUGGGUGGGAUCUUACAAGGGCACCUAUCCAAUUAAACAACUUGAAGAAAAAUGCUUUAAUGUGGAGAGAUAUUGAAGGUGAUGGUCUUGUAUUUGUGGAUCAAAAUAUUGGUGGUUAUCACGUUCCAAAUACUGCGACUAAUGGUACUCCUAAUGGCGUAGACAAUGAAAUUCUUACCUCUUCUUUGUAUAACAAUAAUCAUGGUGGCAAAGAAGGUAUCUCUAAUUCCUUUUCGCCAUCUUCGUCGUCUGCAUCUUCUAACCACAGGCUAAGUAAUGCAACAAUGAACACGUUAUUUAGAACAAGAUCCCACAAGGGCAGUGCAAGAAGCCCAUCGUUCCAAGGUGUAAAUAUGGGCUCAACAUCAGCUCCAUUUGCCAGUAUAAAAAAUUCUAUUGAUUUCCAGUCGCAACAGCAUUCUGGUAGACCUUCUUUUAUUAAAUCAUUUACGUCAUCUACUUUAAACAAGUAUUCAAAUUCUGUAGCAAACCCUCCCAGCAACAAUUCCAUCCACGGGGUUCAUCCGCACCAAGCAUCUGUAGUGUCCUUUCAAUCCUCCAAUGGUGCAAGUGAUGAUUAUCCUAUUGCUAGCUUUAUAUCGCCAAAGAUUUUGCCACUAGAUUUACCCUAUAUUUUCAACAGCAUAAGAAUAAGAACCAGGCCUCCAAAAAGCACUGUGGAUGAAGAGUCACAAGCAUUGAAGGAGUCCCCCACUGAAGUUUUCAAGUUUUUGUCUAGAGAACUAAAAUUUUCUAAAUUAGAGGACAAAGAUCAAUUAAAAUUUCAGCAGGGGGGCGGUUCUGGUACUGCAAUCACUGGGGACUCUAACAAUGUACAAGAUGAUCGAGGCACUACUGAUAGUGAUGUUGAUAGAUUGAAAUUAAUGAAUAAAUUGGGAAUUUCGAAUAGUUGGUUGACUGAUAUUAAACAAGAUGACAAUCCUGUUGAUGGUGUUGCUGCUGACAACACUAACGGCCAUCCUGAUAAUAAGUUUGUGAAAGUAGACACUGAUAAUAGAAUCAUAGUCGAUAAUGGAAAGUUUGUUAAAAAUCAGAACAACAUAGCCAAUAACAAAACUGAUAUCGACAUUAACAAUCCUACGGAUAAAGAUAAAUAUAAUAAAAAUAAGACCGAAUUGUCUAACUACAAAAAAUCAAGCAAUGCUUUUUCAGUGGAACCUGAAAAAGAUGUUAAAAAAUCGAUAAAUGAAAAAAGGAGAGAAACAUAUACGAAUAGGAUGGAUAAGGAGGAAACAGAGCUUGCAGCACUAAAAGGCCAAAUAAGUGAUUUAUUAGAACUUAUAGGCAUAUGUGACCACAAUGCGGAAACCUAUUUGUACAUUGAUGAUUUAAUGAAUUUCAAGAUAUGGAUUUUAGUAAGAGAUUCUUUGUUGUGGAAGAUUGAAAGGUUGACCUCAAAGGAAAAGAAGCUUUCUCAAGAGGUGAAUGCUCGUAAUAAAUCGAAGAGCAAUAAGCACGGUAAUGGAAUAGAAGAAUAUGAUGAAAGAACAGCUAGUUUUACUGAUAGUUUGCGUUCUAGUAAAAUUGAUUCUAUUGAUUAUGAGUAUUCUCGGCCAACAGGCAUAACCAGUGAAUCACUUAGCGAGUUGAGACAAAGAAUGGAAAUCAGUACAACCGAUGCCUUGUUAGAAAAUGAGAACGUAAUAAGUGAAGAGGAUGAUGAUGAUGACGUUGUUGCUGAUAAUGAUGAAGAGGAUGAUAAAAAUGAGAAACAACAACCACUAAAAGAUUCUGCAAUAAGACCGUUGGGUAAUGGGGGUAAAGGGGUUACUAAAGAGAUGUUAAAGCCCAGGCAUGACUCUGAACAGGUGGACACGCGACAACGGCGUCGUUCAAGAACAUCUUUUAUUGAUACAUUUAUGACGAAUUUAAGAUCACCUGGCAAGUUUGAUUCCGAUAACGAAAUAUCUGAAUCGAGUGUGAAAAAAAAUGGAUCUUUUGCAUCAGGUAUAUCGCCAAGUUCGUUAUUGUUAGAACAACAGCCAUUGUAUAAGGAGCGACGUUCAUCAUCUUCCAACUCGUUAUCGAUAGCUCAGUUUGAUUAUUUUAAAAAAGACUAUAGUAAAUUAAAGACUAAUGUUGGCGGGAAACUUAGUGCUUUGUCUGAAGCUGGUUCUAAUGGUGUUUCCAAUGUUUCUCAAAAUUAUGUACCAUGGGCUCCAGAAGUUUUAAUUAAGCAAGUCUACCAGCAAGCAGUUGAGACGGGUAAUAUUUUAGUUUCUGUCAGUUUAAUUUUGUUAUUUCAAAAUGAUUUCCAUAUAACCACACAAAGAGUUGCCAAAAACGCACUUUAUGAGUUUAUGAAUAUAUUACACAAGUAUGAGCUAUUUGAAGUUUGUGCAGAAUUAUUGAAAUACUGUCCGUGGGGCGAGGAGUUGACGUUAAUUCCUAAUCAAGAUUAUGCAGGUAACAGUGAAGGUGUCGGUAGGGAUAGUACUAGUGCUGAUAUGGAUGGUGGCAUAACUAAUGCGACCUCCGUUAUUAACACCCAUAGUAGCACAAACGGUGGCGAUGGCAGCGGUAAAAGUGCCAGUACCAAUGAUGAUAAAAGUGGGACAAAUGGUAGUAUUGGUCAGUCCACAAUAUGCAUUUACUGUAACAAGUGUGGUAAAUUGCUUGUUAAUGAAAAAAGUAAAGAAAAGUAUUUACUUAGGAAUAAUAAACGAACAAGUCAUGGGAAAACUUCCAUUUUGGAUAAAUUUGGGUAUUGGUACUGUGAAAACUGUAAGAAACCAAAUACAUUAUGUUGUUUUUGUGAAAAACCAAUGGAGAAAAUGUGUACUGGGAUUUUAAGUUGUGGACAUUUAGGUCACCAAUCAUGUUUUAAAGAAUGGUUUAUUACAGAAGAAAUGACACAAUGUCCUAAGGGAUGUCCAUGGCAAUUGAUUACCUUUUAA